Messenger RNA from Mercenaria mercenaria, 2984 nucleotides. Its product is annotated as titin-like. NCBI's taxonomy places the organism in Eukaryota, Metazoa, Mollusca, Bivalvia, Venerida, Veneridae. The coding region runs from base 675 to 2192 and encodes 505 amino acids. The record is from RefSeq and is a predicted model, not a curated record. The transcript is spliced from 4 exons.
CAACAUUAUUGGCAGCACGCGCACUGUGAAGAUUUCUAAUUAACAGAAGUCGCGUAGUCUCGGACGUUCCAAUACGAGAGAGAAAUAACGGAAUUAUUCCGCAUAAACCACAGAGAUGUUAUCGGUCGGGGCGUUCGGGAAAUACCGUGUCUAAAUGAGCUACAGCUGUGUUUUGAUAGAAUCAAAAGGUGAAAAUGUGAUUAUUAUUGCAUAUUAAUAUUGGUGCCUAUUUUCCGGUUUAUUGUUUACAGGAUUGUUAAUUGGAGUUAUGUUUUUGCAGAUAGGUAAUAGCAAAGGGGAAUUAGUUCAUAUUCGUUCGGACGUCAGCGCGUAAGGAUUAUAGUUUGUCGAAAAAAAUGUGACUUUAGUUGUAUGGAAUAAAUUCGUCAUGUGUUGUUGCAAAAGGUGUAAAUGGAAUAAUGGAAUAAUGUCCCGACACUGCUCUUAGCCUUCAGAUAAAUUUAUUGUACCAAAAAUGCUGUACUGCCUUGAGUCUUAUCAGUUUGUGCAAAAUGAUUAUAGAUUUUAAAAAUUCGUAUUCUUCAGGCAGAUAUAAUUUGUAUCUUUAUAAAGUGCUUUUUAUGCAAUUCGUUAAUUAAAUUGUGGAUUUUGGAUUUUGUUCGACUAGUAGUUCAAGGUCAUUGUGUGGAGAAAAUUUUGACCUUGACCCAGAUAUGACGGAGGUAGAGACGGAAUUGGACAGUCGCUAUGACGAUGUAGAUGUUGACAGUAUUCUUGCGCGCUGCCGGAGACAGGGUCCUAUUAAAUUUUCCAGGAAGCGGUGUUUAUAUCAAGCCCCAGAAUUCAUCAAAAGACUUCCGGCUACAGAAGAAGUUGAAGAGGGCAGUACCGUCACUUUCGCGUGCAAGGUUGUUGGUUUUCCGGUGCCUACUAUCACGUGGUACAAAGAUGAAGAAGUUCUUGGUUCAGACGCACGUGCGAAGACAGACUUUGAGGACUCUGGGAUACAUUCCAUCAAAAUCAAAGACGUGUCUAAAUGCGAUGCGGGAAUUUAUAAAAUUCACGCUUCAAAUUUAGAAGGUUCGUCCAAAAGUAUGCUGUAUAUAUCAGUAAAAGCAAAAUCUAAACGGCGAAAUAAAAAGAAAACAAAGAGGUCAGGAAAUGUUGUGUCUAUACCCCCUUUCCCCGCCAUUAUUGAACGUGUGGCUGAGGAGCAGAAAGAGACGCUAGAGAAUGAACAUCAACCCGAGUCACCUUUGACCCCGCUCUACUGUACUAUUUCGAGAAAGGCUCCAGUAAUGUGGCCAGCCUUUCUAGGGGACUGGGCGUACAACCUAGACGAAGCGCUACAAAGAGGUGAAAUAGAAGAGUUUGAUGUUGGGAGUGAAGACGUUUUCGACACAGUAGCGGAUGACACAAGUACAGAAAGUCUAACUUUUGUCAGCACGGCCUAUGCACAGAUGUAUGAUCCUGCGACAGAACCUAGCAAAAAGUAUGCACAAAACAACGUGUGUUUCGGGCUUCCUAAUGAAACAGUGUGUGACACGGAAGACAUCGUUCACAAUUCUUGUACAAAUAAUAAAGAGAAAGAAACAGUUAGCAAUUGUUCUGUACCAAAUGAAGUACCGAAUGAUCAUAAUGUAACAACAGUUAAUCAUGAAACUAUAUCAGCAUCAAAUGAGACGGUCUGUGAUAUCUUUAAUAAUAAUGACAAAGAAGUUACACCCACAUAUGAACGCAAUGGUUGGACGCACACAGAGGAGUCACGUGAUAUGCAAAAUACACAUCAAACUGAGGUUAAACAAAUGUUUUGUGAUCCAAAUACAAUAGCUUCAAUAUCUGUACAUAGGUCUUAUGCAAAGGGUGAUUCUACUUCUAGUGUCGCGAGAAGAAGCCCUUCUCCAUUUUCGAAGUCGCGAAAUCUAAUGACAUGUGCGCACAACGGAACAUACGACUUUACUGACACUACUACCUUACAAAAUUUGAACAAUGAACGUAUUUUACAUAGAAUGAAUCAAAAGUCGACUUGUUAUCAUAGGUGCUGGUGUUUAUUCCGGUCAGUUGCAACUGCCACAAACUGGGAAGAUUAUUUAGCGGAAAUUAUUCUAUUAAUUUGCGGAAGUACUUUCCUGGCCUUAUGUUUUGACCUCGCUCCAAUGACUUUUAUUAUUGAUAUCGUCAUAGCUAUGUUUGUUAAGCUAGUGCUUUCUUUGGUCCUUUAUGAUAUUUAGGGUGGCUAGGUAAUCUCAGCGAAAUAUUAUUAUGAGGGAGUACCUUGACAUUAGUGAUAAAACAUUUUGUUACAAGCUUUAAUUUGGUUUUCAUGUUUCCACAUUUCGCAGUGAAACAUGCAUAGGGACUUGAAACAAAAUUGUUUUCAGCAAAGAAACAUACAUCACCGUUAUUCUAUAACAUUAUCAUAGAAAAAUGUUAUGCACUUUCUCCAGCAAGACAUAAUUUGAUUGUUGUUAUCCUAUAGGACGAAAUAGUACAUACAGAGUAGACAUAUGGGUGUAUUCAACUUAUAUUAAUGGUAUGUGUGUAGCCCUCCGAGAAGUUAUCAGACAUCAGUGUUUGUAUUACUUUGUCUGGCUUGUAUCAUAGCCAAUAAAAAAGGGCAAUGUGUAUAUUCGUUGUUGACUUAACAAGGUCUGGUCGAUGAGAGAGAGAGAAAGAGAGAGAGAGAAAGAAAGAGUAUUUAAGUACCAACACUGCUAGUUUGAAAACUCAAGUACACUCCCUUUUACUUGACAUUUUAUUUAAUGAAAUGCCUGAAGAGUUACAUUUGAUCAGAACCAUGACGCUAUGAUACAAAUUUCAAAUACACAAAACGUUACAUUUUUGUUUUAAAGAAAAGUGUAAUACCGCAGAUAUUAGGACUACUUUAACGUGGUUUCACUUUAGCAACAGUAUUAGAGAGAAAUAUAGGGCUUUAUAUUCGUAAAUGUUUGUUUGAUGUGUUAUAACUAAAAUCGAUUUGCCUUUUAAUAUUGCAUUAUGUUUGAAUAAAAAUCAGUGCAAGA